AUGUUAUACACUUCAGAUAUUUUUGUUUGCGUUUUUUUGUGUUCGCUACAAGGGCGAUUGGAUGGUUUUCCCACACCAAUACGACCUAGGCUCAACCUGGAUGGCGUGCGGUCCACUGCACAACCAUCGGCUUCGUCCAGCAGCCUUUGGACUAAUCCCGCAACACCACUGCAUUCAUCGUACAGACGUGACUGGAUCUCGUCCACUUCUCUACUAUUGUUACCGAUGAACAGCCACAAUCAGGUUUCGUCGUUUUAUCCGUCGUCGUCCGAUAGCAACAAUGACAGAGACAGGAUUUGGUCGUCUGACCCGUUAUCGCAGCAAACGUCCGACGGUCAACCUGUAAUUCUGUCAUCUGAACAGCGACCAUAUCCUUCGUUCGACAGUAAAAAUAUGCAUAGGGUCUUGUAUGAUUCGUCCCAACCGUCGCUGACCGAUAACUACAUGACCACUUCUGCGUUACCCGACAACAAAUUUAAGAGUUCGUCAAUGUCGUCGUGUGCCAUGCGACUGUCCAACUUUCGUCUUUCAAAAGAUGAAGAACCGAUGAUACUGUUUGACCAAAAUGGCAAGAUGUACACAAACUACUACCCUCCCGCCCGCCGCCGGGCACAGCAGCAAUAA
This is a messenger RNA of Metopolophium dirhodum (rose-grain aphid), 624 nucleotides long. RefSeq lists its product as uncharacterized. NCBI's taxonomy places the organism in Eukaryota, Metazoa, Arthropoda, Insecta, Hemiptera, Aphididae. Bases 1 to 624 code for a protein of 207 amino acids. The transcript has 2 exons. The record is from RefSeq and is a predicted model, not a curated record.